AUGCUCGUCCUGAACAUUAUCACCAUCUCGCUGUACCGCACACGUUUACCUCCGCGCAAAACUGGACCGCUCGUAGACUGGGAAUCUUUUAAGGAUGCGCCGUACUCGCUCUACUGCGCCGGCAUGUUCUUCGCUUUCUGGGGCCUUUAUUUUGCAUUCUUCUACAUCGGAUCUUAUGCACGCAACGUUUUGGGCGCCAGCUACCAGCAGUCCAUCAACUUGUUGCUUGUGCAGGUAUGCAUGGGCUUCCUUUUCCGAUUGCUGCCGACAUACUACGCAGACAAGGUCGGAAGUCUCAACGUGCUCAUCCCCUUCGCAUUCGUUUGCGGAAUCAUGAUGUUUGCUUGGACUGGCAUACACACCGUAGGGACUUUGUAUGUGUUUGCGGUCAUUUACGGAUCUGGCAGUGCUGUGAUUCAAGCUCUAUGGCCAGCAAUCAUUGGUUCGAUGAACCGUACGCCGGAUUUGAAAAAGACUGGUGUGCGUAUGGGGAUGGCAUUCACUAUCGUCAGUUUCUCCAGUUUUACUGGGCCACCUCUUGCUGGUGCUUUGAUUCAAAUCAACCAUGGAAGCUACACUUACGCAAAUAUCUGGGCAGGCUCUUCGUUCUUCGUCGGAGGAGCAUUGCUCGUAGCAACCAGGGUGUCACUUGUGGGAUGGAACUGGAGAGCGCGCAUAUAG
Parastagonospora nodorum SN15 is the source of this 681-nucleotide messenger RNA. RefSeq lists its product as hypothetical. The record is from RefSeq and is a predicted model, not a curated record. NCBI's taxonomy places the organism in Eukaryota, Fungi, Ascomycota, Dothideomycetes, Pleosporales, Phaeosphaeriaceae. The transcript has a single exon. Gene Ontology annotation, cellular component: fungal-type vacuole membrane. The coding region runs from base 1 to 681 and encodes 226 amino acids.